AUGUAUCCGCCUAUACAAUCAUUAUCAUCGUCAUCGUCGUUGUCCAACAACAAACAACUUCAACUACAACAACAACAACAAAAACUACAACAUCAAUUGUCACAAACUGAAGGUUAUCAACUUUCACAACAACAAAUUCAAAUACAAUUACCGUUGAUAAUGGGAAACAACAGUAACGAUGAUAACAAUAGUAAUGGUAGUAGCGGUAAUAAUAUAAACGGUGGAUAUCCAGGAAACAGUGCGUUGUCUCCGGUGUCUAGAUUGCCGACCUCUAAACUACCGACACAAUUUAUAUCUAUCAAUGUAUCACCGCUGCAAUCUCCCCAUUCCGAGGGUGAUGUCACUCCAAACAACAAUAGCAACUCGAAAAUGAAUCGACUCGAUCUAGAGGGUACUCACUUUACCUACUUCCCAUUUAAAGUGGAUCAAACGAAACUGGUGAAACUACCGCGUCUUCUCUUAGGAAAGAACUACAAAAUCGACUUUGACCGUUGCUACAUAAACUGGGCUGCUUUUCGAAGUCUAAAAGUAUUAUCACUUGAUCAUUGUCAAUUAAAUAGAUUCCCAACUGGUGUUUGUAAUAUACCAUCAUUAAGAAGAUUGAAUUUAAAAAAGAAUCAAAUACAAACAAUUCCAGGUGAAAUAAAGAAAUUAACAAAAUUAAAGAGAAUCGAUCUAUCACAUAAUCAAGUGGAUUCGAUACCGAAUGAAGUAGCGGAAUUAGCGUUGUUGAAAUCGAUCAAUAUCAAUAGUAAUAGGUUCAAGACUGGUCAGUCUGUGACACCUCUCUCGUUUAUCGCUACUCUAGAGAAGAUCAGUCUCAAUCAUAAUCAAUUGACAGAGUUUCCAUCUUGUUUUCUUGCACUUCCACUGCAUACACUCUAUCUAGACCACAACGAAAUACCCGAGGUACCACCCGAAGUAAAACAAUGGAAGACACUUAGAGAUUUCUCAAUUAAUAAUAAUAUUGUAAAGAGAGUGAAUCAACAACAACAACUUCCAAUUCAACAAACUGCACAAUUACAAAUAGUACAACAACAACCACAACCACAACAACAACUAAAGUAUGAAAAGUUACAUGUUGAGAUUCCUAGACUUCAAUCGAUAUCGAUUGCCAACAAUCAAUCCGAUGCCUCUCAAGUCAGUAAUAUGAUGGAACAAAUGUCGUUGUCACCUCAUUCCGCCAGUGGAGGAAAUGAACCAUUAUCACCCAGCCAAACACCACUCUCACCUUCGAGAAAACCACCUAAACCUCUACCUUUACCACCUUCAAUGCCAUCACUCUCUAAUAACAACAAUAAUAGUAGUAAUAAUAACAAAUCGAGACUGUCCACUUCAGCAAUUAUUAGUCCGACAAGACCAACAUCCACCAAUAUUCAACAACAACCAAUCACCUCAACAAGUUCAUCACCAAUUAUAAACUCUGAAACUCGACCAAAAGUACCACCUUUGAAGUUAUCAAAGAAUAGUUUGUCUGUUACUACAAGUAUUCCAAACAAUAUCAAUAGUUUAGCUAGCGACGAUAACAAUAGUUCGACUUCCAUGAUGAGUAGUUCCAUCUCGAACGACCACCUCUCAAAGUUGGCAACCGCUGGAAACAAUAGUAGCAGUAGUAAUCUUGGAUUGGGUGCACGUGUCCGCUCGUUUACCUCCUACGAAUACAGCAUGGAACAAGAGAAGCAGUUGAUGCAUACUACAUCCUCUUCGUCUGGUGAUAGUUGGCAAGAUGAUGACAUUGGAGGAAAUCACCAAGAUUUAGUAUCACCAAACUCUAUUGAUAACAAUAAUAAUAACAACAAUAACUACACGAAACCAUCGAAUGGAUUGAGUAAAUCUACCUCUGCAUUUACAUCACCAAGAGGACAUCACAAGGAGAAGAAAAGUUCCAAAAUAUUUGAUUUUUUUGCAUUAGCCAAAGGAACCUUGACAGCAAAAUUAAAGAAUCCACAACAGCAACAACAACAGGUACAACAGCAACAAUCACAACAACAACAACAGAAUAACAGUAAAAUAGCAACAGAUUCUCUGACACCAAGAAAUUCCAAUGGAUCUCUUAUCAAUCAAUGUACCAGCUCACCAUCUACACCACGUCCAUCGUUCCCAGAGAGAAAUGGUAGUAACUCUUCAUUGGCCAAUAUCGCCAAUACUACUACUACGACAAGUAGUUGCAGUGUGACUCCAUCGGACAACUCUCCAACACCGAGAAAGCGUGACCGUAAGCUUUCCAAUAGCUUUAGUAACAAUAACAUAAAUGCUUCAUUUAUACACACUAAAGAUCAACCAACGAACCACAGCAACAAUAAUAAUACUCAUGGAUCUGUAAUCAGUAGUUUAAUUCGUCAUAGUAGCCAUAGUAAUAUAAACAGUUCCACCAUUAUAAAUAAUAAUAAUAAUAAUAAUAAUAAUAAUAAUUAUAGCAAUAGUUAUGUCAACAAUAAUAUCAAUCAUUAUUCAAAUAGCAGUAACAACAACAACAAUAACAAUAACAAUAAUUCAAUCACACAUUCUCAUUCCAAUUCCAAUCAACAUCUAUCGCACUCUGUAAAUCCAGUAUCUGCCAAUCCAAUAUUAUUUGUUGAUCCUAUGGAGGUUACCUAUGAAGAUACUCUGAAGAAUAUGAGUUAUUCAAGUGGUGGAAUGGGUGCUCAUUUCGAAAUGGUUAGUCAUUCGAUGCCUAUGACCUCGUCUAUCCUGUUGGAUACUUCGAAUCGCGACGAUGUCGGCUUGACAGAAUCAACGGUUAUCAAUCGCAGUAGUUCAAGUUCAUCCGCUGUUUCUUCGUCGUACCGCAAGUCACCUCCAAUUUCCGACCAACAACCGACUCCGGUCGCACAGAAACUCGAACUAUUGAAACAAUCGAAGUUGGAAUUCGUUGAGGAGAUCAACGUCGACGAUAAAUCGCUGGUAAUUCCACCAUCCAACUCAAAGAAGAGGCUGACCGCACUGGUGUUACCAACGAAACCGAACCACGGACACUCCGGUAGUAUCAGUACACUGCUUGUUCCGGCAGCAGCUGCUGCACUUCAAACGCGCAAGUCACUCGGUGGCUCCAGUGAUCCGAGCAAGCGUAAACUCAAGAAGCGUGAAGAAUCCGGUGGAGUACUUCGUGAAUCGACCAGCACUGGUAACCUUACCUCCAGCAUCUACCUUGAGGGUGAUGACUUUAUUCGUGAUCUUAUGGCAAGUCCAGUCAUCAAUGUUGACAUUGAAUUUACCUCUGAAGAUGGUGUACCAAAGAUUAAAGCUGCCACUCUUAAAAUGUUGGUAAAUGCAUUAUCUCAUGAGAAAGGACAUAGUAAAGAAUUGGAAAAUAUGUUUUUUGAUACCUAUAUGUUAUUUACCAAUGUAGAUACGCUAAUUCAGUUGCUGAGUGAGCGAUUCUAUCAUACUGGAAAGAAUAACUCACCGAUUAUCAAACAAAAGGUGUUGAGAUUCGUUCAGCGUUGGGUUGACCGAAACUGGGAGGAUUUCAAUGAGAAGCAAUCGGCUAAUCUUCUCGAGUUUUGUAAGACUUGUCAGGAGACAGUCGAGCAAGGAAUGCCAACCUCGACCUACUCGAUCAAGAAUCAAAUCACUUCGCUGACCAACAUUAUCAAGAUGCGUAGAGAUGGAACCUAUGUGCCCGAUGAAGACCAAGAGAGUUGGGAACAACCACCGAUUCCCGAUUUCAUUUAUCAGGAGAAUUUCACUCUCCUGGACUUGAAAUCACACGAGAUUGCCAGACAACUAUCAAUCAUAGACCAAUCACUCAUAAUUAAAAUUACCAAACAUGAACUGCUUGACUAUGUACAAAGCCAGUCGAAUCCACCCCAAUCCAUCGUCAAUGUAACCAAUCGAUUCAACUACAUCUCUCGUUGGGUUGCAAGUGAAAUUACCACAUGUUACAAUUUGGACAAGAGAAUUAUGUUGAUAUUUAAAUUUAUUAAUAUUGCAUUGAAUUGUUGGGUAUUAAAGAAUUUCAAUAGUGCAAUUGCUAUUAUUGCUGGUAUGAAACAUGGUGCUGUGUUGAGAUUGAAAUCUACAUGGUUCUACAUCAACAAUUCCAAGGCAAAUGCAAUCUUUCAGGAAUUUGAGGAGAUGAUCUCACCGACUUCUCUCUCGAAACUCAGAAAGAUCAUGGAUUCCGUUGAACCACCUGCCGUUCCAUAUCUUGGUAGUUACUUUAACCAUUUGGUUGGUAUUACCGAAGGUAACAAAUCGACCAAGUCAUCCGACCAAAUCAAUCUUCUCAAAUACGAGAUGUUGAGUAAGAUUCUCCAACGUGUUCACCUCAUUCAAUCAAAGACCUACAAUUUGGCGAGUGUCGGUGUCAUCCAGAAGUUCCUCAACGAACUACCACAACUCACCGAAGCACAACUAUACGAGUCCGUUUCAAAACUUGAUUCCUCAAGAGAUCUCAGCGCCGAAACUUCAAAACUUCGAAACAAAAAAAGAAAAGGCACAAUAGAUGAAUUUUUAAGUGAUAAUAUUGGAAAAGUAAAUUUAGAAGAAAAUGAUAAAAAGAAUAUAUUUUUUGAAUUUCUGGAUAAUAAUAGGUUUUUAAGAUUUAAUGAUAGUUUUUAUGAUAAAGAUAUCAUUCCACCUACAGUUACAACUUUGCAAUUAGCGAAAAAUUAUAAUGAACCAAUUGAAAAGGAUUUAAUUCCAAAUCAUAUUACAACAUUGAUAUUUGGAGAUAACUUUGAUCAAAAAAUAGCUCCAAAUUCAUUACCAGAUAUUAUUUACCUCAGACUUUGGAGUAUCUGGAAUUUGGAUAUCGAUUUAACCGACCGAUUAAACCUAGAUCGAUACCGAAAUCAAUUUCUCAUCUUGAAUUUGGAUAUCGCUUCAAUCAGAUGUGUGACGUACCAACCCAAAUGGAUACUUUCCGAAUCUCCUCUGACUAUAGUCAUUGUAUUUUCAUGGGAUCACUGA
Heterostelium album PN500 is the source of this 4914-nucleotide messenger RNA. RefSeq names its product Ras guanine nucleotide exchange factor (gene gefN). The record is from RefSeq and is a predicted model, not a curated record. The transcript is spliced from 7 exons. Lineage: Eukaryota; Evosea; Eumycetozoa; Acytosteliales; Acytosteliaceae. Gene Ontology annotation, molecular function: protein binding; guanyl-nucleotide exchange factor activity. Bases 1 to 4914 code for a protein of 1637 amino acids. Gene Ontology annotation, cellular component: plasma membrane. Gene Ontology annotation, biological process: Ras protein signal transduction; positive regulation of GTPase activity.